AAGCACGACAAUGAUCACCAAGACAAGAAGACAGUCGACAAGACGGGAGUCGAUGAGGCUGAACAAGACCAAGAUAGCCAGGAGUCGCAAGCUAGGAAUAACGUCGGGAGCAACAAGAUCUCAAAGCCUGCAUGCAAAGAAUUGGUGAUGAAUCUUUGCCGCGAACUCGCCCGAUUGUCCGUUGGUAAGGAGACAGAAACCUUGGCCUUCUUCAAAGCUCAAGACCACCUGCUCGAAGCCAAUCUCCACUUUGAUGUACAGCUCUACGUCCUGAACCAUCAACAGAGCCUCAAGAACAACAACACCGUCUGGCACCGUGACGAGGAUGGCUCUUUCCGUGCUGUGGCAUGGACAAGCCGAUUUAUGUACCUUCAAGACCGCAAAUCUUAUCUGGACAGAGAUGGCCACGUCGAUCAUGAGUGGGCGGAUGAGAAGUGGCGCCUGUGGUCUGAGCGAGACUUCCAUCCUGCUGUCGAGGCGUAUGUCGAGUACAACGAGCCAGGCGCUGAGAUGAUCGCACUCGAUAAAGUAACUGAGAGCGUGCGUCGUACGAACGACGCUGUUAAAGACAUCUGGGCCGAGCUCACCUGUGCAAAGAAGACGCUCGAAUUCGCAGUCCUCCCACCAAACUCACGCGAUCCCGACCAUCUGCCGACGGCCUUGAAAGCUAUCUUGGAAGACUUGACCACCUAUCUGCGCACCAUCGACACUGCUCAACAAGAAUCGAAGGAACGGCUCAAGUCCCUGGACCUCGCGGUCAAGUCUCUAAUCAGAUCGACAUACAGCGCCGAAAGAUCCAGAAAGAGAAGGGAAGAAGAUGAUGAGAAGAUGAUUGAUACAGUCAGGUUCCUCAAAAAGUGUCUGGAUAACCACUGCAGACUCUUCAACAUGAUUCUCGGCAAGCCAGAGCCAUUGGUGCAGCAAGGCACCGAUCUGAUUCAGACCAUGUUGUCCGAGAUGUUCGGCUUGCCUUUGCCAGCUAUCGAAGAAGUCACAGAAGAGCCACGAGCAGGAAGAGAAGUAGAGCUGGAGUCAGAAUCUGAAGUCGAAGUCAUCUGGGAGAAGUUCGAGUCUCAAGAUCUCAUGGAUUCCGACGAGUACAUCGGCGAUACCAGCAGUGAAGAGACCGAGUCAACGCCGGAGACAUCAAAACACUGCGAAAGAGCACUGAGACGUGAAAAGCGCGAGAGACUGUACGACAAAUUCGGCUUCUCGAUUAUUCACGAUGAUGCAGAAGAUCUGGAGUCUUCAGGAGGGGAAGAGCGCUCAAGAACUAAGCGCCAAAAGAGGCUGACGAAGAGACCCAACGAGUCACCCAUGCGUAAACUUUCCACUCGUCACCGGACUCCUGUCAUGAGACAGACUACACUCUCCUUCCACAAAGUUCGCAAGAGCAGAAGACUGUUCUCUCGCAAAGAGUUGAGCCAGAACGUGAGCAACCAAGACCAAGAAGAAGCAGAAGUCACCUCUCCGGGCCCCAUUAGAAGAAACCCCAGAAAAGCUAUCGUCGAAGAUGCAGACUACCGCGACGGUUUUCAGUCUCGGUUCAAGCGAAUACUCAGAUCAGGGGCCCAGAAGUGA
Molecule: messenger RNA, 1581 nt
Organism: Aureobasidium uvarum
Lineage: Eukaryota; Fungi; Ascomycota; Dothideomycetes; Dothideales; Saccotheciaceae
Source: the annotation of a GenBank genome assembly